Chironomus riparius is the source of this 2841-nucleotide messenger RNA. The record is from the annotation of a GenBank genome assembly. Lineage: Eukaryota; Metazoa; Arthropoda; Insecta; Diptera; Chironomidae.
AAACGAAGUAUUAACGACAAAUCUCAACAAAGAGCACAUUAAAAAAUAUAAUUUUAUUUGGCUGCAAAGCUCUUAAAUAUUAAUUAAGUGAUUUACUGAACCUAAGCCUUCAAUUUCGCGACAAAACAUUACCAUUUUGGAUACCUUUUUGUGCUAUAAAGCUGUGUUGUUUUAAUUCUACGCUGAUUUUAACACUGAAUGAAUAAAAUAAAGAUAUUAUUUUAAAAUGGAAAAUUUAAAUGAAGAUGAUUUUAUGCCAGUUAUUGAUAAAUUAGACGAAUUUUCUACAUCAAAUCUAAUUCUAGUGUCAGAAAAUGCUCGAAAUAUUUUGUCAAAUUCUCCGAUGCGUUUGAGGAAUUUUAAUCUACAAAUUAGAAAAACAAAUUUUAGAGACUUUUUUGAUGAUCAAAACUUCAUUGUUCCUAUAAAGAACAUUUCAAUAAGCUAUGACAUCGCUAUGGAUUUUGAAGAUGUAGUAAGAUUCGUUAUCAGAUACCAGAACACCCUUGAAACUUUGGAAUUAAAUCAUUUUAAAUUCAACAAUUUCAAUGAGUGUGCCAACAUCCUUAAUAAAUUAAAGAACUUGACGUCAUUGAAGCUCAAUGACUGUCACAUGGGUUCUUUUAAUAAUCAGACUUUACCAGCAAUCAGGAAUUUAAAGUCACUGUCAUUCAACAAGUGCGAUGACAAUAUUUUUAAAAUUUUUAUAAAUCAAGAUUCAAUUGAGAAAAUUACAGUUCAAAAUAAUGACUGGACCUGGAAUGGAUUCCCACAUGACAUAUUCAAUGAAAUCUGUAAAAAUUCAACGAAUCUUUCUCACAUGGUCCUGGAAGGUGCUGGAACUGGAAGUUACUUUGAUGGUGAUGAAUUUCCAUACAAAAUUAGCAAAUUAGAGACAACAAUGAUCACAUUCCAUUGGUAUGUUGGAAUUAGAACUCAAAGGAUUCGUUUUUUGGAGUCACAAAAAAGAUUCUUGAAAGAUUUAACAAUCCACGAACUUCCAUUUGACUUUGAUGGUGGACGUGUCUUAAAAUACAUAAUUGAGGAGAUGAAUUUGGAUAAUUUUUAUUAUGGAGACAUCCCGUUGAUAAUUAAAAGAGUAAAGCAAAUCAUUAAGGAGUUUACAGCAUCUGAAAUUCAAAUAACCAGUGCAUUUGAGAUGGUGAAACAAUUUGUAUGUUAUAAAUUUAAACUAAAGCUUUCAAAGACUGACAUAGCAAGUGAUGAAAUUGAGAAAAUCAUAAAUCCACAAACUGAUUUAUUUAAGGAUGUUAAAGAGUUUGAAGUUGAAGACAAUAGUGAUUGUCGAGGUGUCUUUGGCGUGUUCUUGGAGCUCUCAAAUGCAGUUAUGGAUAAGCUAUGCCCCGAACUUAUUAUACAAAUAUUUAAAAAUACUGAUGAAGAAUCCAAGCUAAAAUUAGCUUUGGUAUCGAAGAGGUUAUUCGAUAUAUUUAAAAAUUACAUUGCUUCGUCUAUAAAUUUCAAAUUAAUGAUCAAUAGUGUGAAUUUUUGGAAAUUAUUCAACAUAAAGGUUUUUUAUGAAAUUCCGUUUAAAAAUAUUUCAAUAAUAUUGGACAAAACUAUAAAACUAAAUGAAUAUCUAAAGUUUAUUAAAUCAUUUGCUGACUCAGUUGAGAUCCUUGAAAUCGGAUUUUUUAAAUUUAAAAACUUUUUAUCAUGUUUUGAGAUAUUUAACUCUUUAAAGAAUUUAAAAAGUUUAACUUUAAAUAAUUGUCAAAUUGAAAAAUUGAAUGGCGAAGCUGUGAAUCCCAUUAAGGCACUCAAAACAAUCUCAUUCAACAAAUGCGAUGACAAUAUUUUUAAAAUUUUUAUAAAUCAAGAUUCAAUUGAGAAAAUUACAGUUCAAAAUAAUGACUGGACCUGGAAUGGAUUUCCGCAUGACAUAUUCAAUCAAAUCUGUAAAAAUUCAACAAAUCUUUCUCACAUGGUCCUAGAAGGUGCUGGAACUGGAAGUUAUUUUGAUUCUGAUGAAUUUCCAUACAAAAUUAGCAAAUUAGAGACAACAAUGAUCACAUUCCAUUGGUAUGUUGGAAUUAGAACUCAAAGGAUUCGUUUUUUGGAGUCACAAAAAGGAUUCUUGAAAGAUUUAACAAUUCACGAACUUCCAUUUGACUUUGAUGGUGGACGAGUCUUAAAAUACAUAAUUGAGGAAAUGAAAUUAGACAAAUUUUAUUAUGGAAAAAUUCCUUUAAUUCUAAAUGGACAAAAGCAGGAAGUUAAGGAGUUUGCAGCAUCUGAGAUUCAAAUAACCAGCGCCAUUGAAAUGUUUCUACAAUUUCCAUCAAUCACGAAAUUUAAUUUGAACUUAUCAAGCACUGAUGUGGCUAGUGACGAAAUUGAGAGGCGGAUCAACCCAACAACAACUUUACAUGAAAAUAUCGCAGAAUUUGAAGUCAACGAUAAAAGCACACCGAGAGGAACUUUUGGCAUUUUUCUUGGGCUUUACAAAAAUAUGAGGAAUGUCAAAAAGCUUAAAUUUAAUACGCAAGAUCGGAAUAUCAAUGUAAUACUUGAGGAAUGUCUCCCACAUAUGACGAGAUUAGAGGAAAUCCACUUAACUUCAAAAGCUUCAAGAGUAAUGGAACGAUUUAGAAUAAUUAGACAAUUUGUGCCUGGACUUAAGAUUAUAAGCGUUGCUAGUCAAUUUAUGGAAGAUGCAAGGAACUGUUUUGAUGAAAAUGUUCAAAUUUGUGAUGCUAGUUCGCCCUAAAAAAUAUUUUGUAAGCGUAGUCAUAAAUCAGCCACAAGUGUCAUCAUAACUCUCGAUGACAUAAAAAUAUUUAAAUUGAAUAAUAAAAGUAAACGUAAAUAAACAAAAAA